AUGAGGGCCUUCGUGAUUUUCUGCGCCCUGCUGGGCUCCGCUCUGAGCCACAAGCUUUUUACUGGUGACCAGGUGCUCCGCAUCACAGCGGCCAAUGAAGAGCGGCUGGCUUUUCUGCAGCAGACCUACGAGCAGGAGAAGCACCUGCAGCUGGACCUGUGGCGGGAGCCACUCAGAGGGUCUCCGGUGGUGGACGUACGGGUUCCCUUCUCCAGCCUCCAGACAGUGAAGGCCUUCCUGGAACACCAUGGGUUCCAGUACGAAGUCAUGAUCCACGAUGUGCAGGCUCUUCUUGACGAGGAGAAGGCAGCCAUGGAUCGCUCCCGCCAAAGGGAGAGGGACACGGGCAGCUUUGAUUACACCUCAUACCACACGCUGGAGGAGAUUUAUGCCUGGAUGGACAGCCUGGUGGCUGAGAAUCCAGACCUGGUUUCCAAAAUCACCAUCGGGCAGUCGUACGAGAAGCGCCCCCUCCACGUGCUCAAGUUCAGCACUGGGGCGGACAGACCGGCCAUCUGGCUGGACACUGGGAUUCACGCUCGUGAGUGGAUCACCCCAGCUACUGGGAUCUGGACUGCAAAGAAGAUUGCGACCGACUACGGUCGGGACCCUUCGGUGACCGCGCUGUUGAACACGAUGGACAUCUUCUUCGAGAUCGUCGUCAACCCCGAUGGUUACGCCUUCACCCACUCCUCUAACCGCAUGUGGCGCAAGACCAGAUCCAUCAACGCCGGGUCAGAUUGUGUGGGAGUUGAUCCAAAUAGGAACUGGCAGGCAAAUUAUGGAGGUCCUGGAACCAGCUCCAACCCCUGCUCUGAGACCUACCUGGGCCCCUUUGCCCACUCUGAGUCAGAGGUCAAAUCCAUCGUGGACUUCAUCCUAGACCAUGGAAACUUCAAGGCCAUGAUCAGCAUCCACAGCUACUCCCAGAUGCUGAUGUACCCCUACGGGUACACCCACGACCCCGCCCCCAAUGCCGACGAGCUGCAUGCCCUGGCUAAGCGUGCAGUGGAAGCCCUGGAGAGCCUUCACGGGACUAAGUAUACCUACGGCAGCAUGAUCUCCACCAUCUAUCCGGCCAGUGGCACCACGGCCGACUGGGGCUACGCGAACGGGCUGAAGUACUCCUUCACCUUCGAGCUGCGCGACACCGGCCGCUACGGUUUCCUGCUGCCGGCCGAUCAGAUCAUGCCCACCGCCCAGGAGACCUGGCUGGCCCUGCUGACCAUUAUGGAGCACGUGCGGGAUCACCCCUAUUAG
Molecule: messenger RNA, 1260 nt
Organism: Megalops cyprinoides (Indo-Pacific tarpon)
Lineage: Eukaryota; Metazoa; Chordata; Actinopteri; Elopiformes; Megalopidae
Product: carboxypeptidase A1-like
Exons: 11
Coding region: 1-1260 (419 amino acids)
Biological process (GO): proteolysis
Molecular function (GO): metallocarboxypeptidase activity; zinc ion binding
Source: RefSeq, a predicted model, not a curated record